Lethenteron reissneri (Far Eastern brook lamprey) is the source of this 4639-nucleotide messenger RNA. It is a transcript of the gene NOC2L, whose product is annotated as NOC2 like nucleolar associated transcriptional repressor. Gene Ontology annotation, molecular function: histone binding; transcription corepressor activity. Gene Ontology annotation, biological process: negative regulation of transcription by RNA polymerase II; ribosomal large subunit biogenesis. The record is from RefSeq and is a predicted model, not a curated record. Gene Ontology annotation, cellular component: Noc2p-Noc3p complex; nucleolus; Noc1p-Noc2p complex. Lineage: Eukaryota; Metazoa; Chordata; Hyperoartia; Petromyzontiformes; Petromyzontidae.
CUUCCGGAAGAUGGAGAGGGACUUCCGGCCCCGUUGCACGACCGCCAUCUUCACACGACCGGUCGCGAGUGUGCGGCCGAUUCGAGACCCGCGGCUCGCGUUCAGGAGAAAGUAGAGACCAUCUGAUCCCCGCCCUUUGCCCCCCAUGGCUCCCAAGAGCGGCCGGCGCAAGAGCCGCCCAAAGCCGGACUUGGCCAACCUGAGUGUCGACGAGUUCUUUGCAUCAGCAGCUGUUGAUGACGACGACGAGAGCGCCGCCAUCAACGACAAGGAGACGAUCCAGGAUGAGCAGGUGGAGCCGGCGGUUCUCCGUGACGAAGGUGGUGGUGGUGCUGCCGGGCGUGCUAGCCAGCACAAGCAGGACCUGGUGAAGCUGCGCGACAAAGAUCCUGAGUUCUACAAGUUCCUCGAGGAGAACGACCGCUCGCUGCUGAACUUCAACGACUCGGACACGGAGUCCGACUCAGAUGGCGAUACUCGCGUGCAUCGCCCGCCCAAGCACCUCAAAGAAGCGCCCAGCGGAAGCGACGACGAUAGCGAUUUGGACGACGACGACGAAGAGGAAAAGCGAUCUAAACGCAAGCCUGGUCGCUCGACUUCGUCAGCCGUGAAGGUGACGGCCGAAAUGGUGUCGCAGUGGCGCGAGGCGGUGCGCGGCGGCAACCUCUCCCCGGGGCUGCUGCGUGACGUCACGCUCGCCUUCAGCGCCGCCGUGGCGGCCACGCGGGGCGGCGCCGGCGGCCCCGACUCGGCCACGCCAGCUGCCGCGGCCGCACGAUUCAAGGUGGAGGGUGGCACCGUGUUCAACGCGCUGGUGAGCUGCGCCGUGCGUGACCUCGCGCCCGCUCUCAACAGCCUGCUCCAACUCCAGCCCUCCGAUGACGCCGGCGGCAAGAUCGCGCUGCCGAACACGAGCCGACUGUGGCGGCGCGUGCGGCGUGACGUGCGCACGUACCUGUGCGACGUGCUGCAGCUGGCGGCCGUGCUGGCGGAGCCCUCGGUGCUGCGCGCCGCGCUGCGCCACGCGCACGCGCUCGUGCCUUACUACCUGAGCUUCCCCAAGCUGGCACGUCGCCUGCUGCGCUCGAUGGUGCGGCAGUGGAGCGCCGGCAGCGACGACUCGUGCCGCGUGCUUGCCUUCCUGGCGCUGGCGCGCGUGACGCGCCACAACCUAUCGGCAUACCACGGCACGGUGGUGCGCGCCAUGUACCUGGCGUAUGUGCGCAACGCGCGCUUCUCCUCGCCCGACUCGUUGCCCCUCAUUGGCUUCAUGCAGCGCUGCCUGUGCGAGGUGCUCGCCAUGGACCCCGCCGGCGCGCACGCCCACGCCUUCGCCUACGUGCGCCAGCUCGCUGUGCACCUGCGCGGAGCACUGGCGACGCGCCGUCGCGAUAGCUUCCGCACCGUUUACAACUGGCAGUUUGUGCGUUGCGUGGAGCUGUGGUGCCGCGCGCUGCCCGCUCUCAAUGCCGCUGCGCCUGGCUCGGCCACGUCGCUCGUGUACCCGCUGGCACAGGUGGCGUGGGGCUGCGCGCGCCUCGUGCCCUCGGAGCGCUUCUACCCGCUGCGCCUGCACGUGGCGCGUGCCCUCACGUUGCUGUCGGCCGGCACGGGCGCCUUCGUGCCGGUGCUGCCGCUGCUGGGCGAGGUGCUGGAGCGCACUGACUUCAACCGGCGGCCAGGCCGCCUGAGCACACGCCCCAUCAACUUCGCGACGACGCUGCGGCUGAGCCGCGCCGAGCUCCAGGAGAAGUCGUUCUGCGACGGCCUCGUCGAGCAGCUCUGCGACGCGACGCUGGAGCACCUGCGCACGCAUGCGCACCGCGUCGCCUUUCCCGAGCUGGUACUGCCCUUCUCUCUGCAGCUGCGCGCCUUCCUCAAGCGCUGCAAAGUGGCCAAUUACUGCCGGCAGGCACGCCAGCUGCUGGACAAGCUGACGGAGAACGCGACGUUCGUAUCGGGGCGACGCGGAGUGGCGGGGGCGCCGGCCGUGACUGACGUGGCGGCCGUGGAGGCAUGGGAGGAGCGGCUGCUCGCCGAGGGCACGCCGCUGAGCCGCUACUACGACGCGUGGAAGCGCCUGCGUGAGCACGAGCUGCGACUGGAAGUGAGCGGCAAGGAGAGGAUGGAGGACGCGGGGCUCCCGGCCAUCGUGAAGCGGAGGCGCGCAGAGGCCGAACGGGACGCCGACAAGGACAGCGACCGGAAAGAGCUCACAGAGCUCUUCCCGUCCGACGACGACGAAGAUGACGACGAUGAUGUCGACGACGAUGGCGCUGGUGACGAUGAGGAAGAUCGUAGCCGGAGUUUGAUCAAGGUUAAGACGAAGAAGGGUGUGAAGAAAAGUGAUGAUGACGAUGUAGAUUUUGACAUGGAUGACUUUUCAGGGAGCGACCUGGAUGACUUGUCCGACAGUGAAGACGAAGUUGAUGUCAGAGGUAAUAAAAAGGGGAAUAAGGUCCAGAAGAUGAUGGCAAAGAAGGGGAAAGAAACGAAGGGGAAGGAAACGAAGGGGAAGAAGGGGAAAGAGCCAGCGAAACCCAUCCCGGUCGCAGUGCUGAAGGACCUCGCUGAGGGAGGAGAUGACGUUGUGGAAGACCUGGCGCUGUCGUCCGACGAGGGGUGAUGACAACGACCUCGUGGCACCAAGGCCCCACCCCCUCUCUCCUGCUCUCCAUGACUCCUCGCCUGCUGCCCAACUUUCCCCUUCUCUCCUCGAGUCUCCUGGACUCUGCCUAAAUGUCCGCUCAAGUCCCCAGGACUUUCGACUCUCCCAUCCUCCCCAUUCCAGAUCUCUAGUCACAGUGAAACAAUAACGUGAGGAUUUCUCAACCAGUCGCGGUUGACCGUUUGUCAGCUGUUUUGUGGUUGUGCAGAUGCAACGACAACAAACGUUGGCCAGCAGCAGUCGCGCACUCACAGCGAGAGGCCCGACGCUUUGUGCUGCUAACCAUACAAUGGUUAGUCAAAAGGUUCUGAGCCGAAUAUAAAUUCACCAGAGUAGGUAAGCAAAUUAAGAACCACGUUAUUUACCAACCGAUUUAACAGUACGUUUCUCAUGUCCUGAAGCGUUUUCAUUCCCUCCACCAAUGUCUUUUUCCAGCCCAAUAACCUUGUUUUGUGGUUGUGCAGAUGCAACGACAACAAACGUUGGCCAGCAGCAGUCGCGCACUCACAGCGAGAGACCCGACGCUUUGUGCUGCUAACCAUACAAUGGUUAGUCAAAAGGUUCUGAGCCGAAUAUAAAUUCACCAGAGUAGGUAAGCAAAUUAAGAACCACGUUAUUUACCAACCGAUUUAACAGUACGUUUCUCAUGUCCUGAAGCGUUUUCAUUCCCUCCACCAAUGUCUUUUUCCAGCCCAAUAACCUUUAGCUUAUCAUCCUGAUCUUAAAUGUGCUUUUCACUUGGAUGAUCCUUUAAUUUUGGAAAACAGAAGUCAUUGGGUGCCAGGUCCGAAGAAGAGGCGGUGAUGCGGGAGUUUCUCCAAGUGGUUGAUUGUUGACGUCGGUCUUGGACUGUGUGCUGGGGCAUUGUCAAACAAACAAAAUGGCCCAUGCGAUUCUCAUUUUUCCACGGUGCAGUCCAUGGAGCCUGUCUAGUAUUGAGCUGUGACCGUUUCCUUGUGUGGCAUGAAGUCGACGUGCGCCACAGCUCUUAACAUCCCACCACGUGGUGCACAUGGACUUGUAGAAAACUCGAGUCUUGAAUUUCUUUGGUCCUGGAGAAGUUGGACCUUUCCGACUGCAUGAACCGCCGGGUACCUGGCCGGGUACGGGUAGCCGGGUAUCGGGUAGGGUACGGGUAUCGGGUACCCGAUUGCGACCUCUGGGUGGGGCUGGUUGGGAGGGGCUGGUCACCCCAUGGUGCCCUUAUAAAAAUCAACGUUUAACGCUUGUGCCCGCCCUCACAGUCGGCCAUAUUUGCGGAAUACACCACGCCGCCGUUGACCCUGGCCAUUGACUGAGCAACCCAACGUUCCUACCAGCUCCCUCCGCAGGAAUGUGUUCAAUGUGCUCUGGUAUUUCUUUUUCUAGAACGUAACUUUUUGUACCGCCCACGUAACACCCAUUUGUAACCGUUCGGUGAGGCUCGGUGAAGAUGACACCAGUUCAAAGUUGCAUUGCUUAAAUGCAAUCCAAGAGUCUCAAAAGGUGGUGGAUGAAAUGGUCCCUAAGGUGAUUUAACAGAUUCCUUUACCAACUUUGUACCAAGUUUUUCAUUUAACUGCCACACGGACAAACCUGGAAUUUACGACUGGAUAAGAUGUUUCAGUUGUGCUGUACAGUUCUCCGAUGCUUUUUCUAGUUGUACCGCGUGUUGUUUAGCACAGUGUUCAACGUUUUACUCCACGUGCUGGGGAGCUCCUUUCUGUGAUGUCCGACGUUUCAUUCCGCAUCAUGAGAAGCUCCCAGGACAUGGUACAACCCGGAAACACGUAAGUUAGAAUCUGGCUUUAUUUCUAUUCGUAUUAACAGAGUUUUUCAUGCGUUUCACAGCCGGGGGUAUGAUUUCAAUGUUACGUGACAUCUGAUCAACUUUGUUUUUGUUAUUAUCUUGAGUAGUUAUGCCUGUUAUUAUGGUGCCGUGUUUGUAACAAGACUAUAAUUCCUUGGCAAUAAAUUCCUUUAUCAAUUGAA